GAAGAAACUUCAAACUGACACUUUGGAAUUUUUUGUUCUUCACUCUUUUGCAGUCACCAUUGUUGUAAAAUAUUGAAAUUUUUAGGAUUUUUAUAGCAUUUAGGAGUUACUUGGCACCGUUCCGUGAACACCGUGAUAUAGGAUCUAAAGUGCUGGUGGUAGAAAGUCAAUUGAAAUGAGCUUCUUGUUUGGAAGCAGAUCCAGUAAGACUUUCAAGCCAAAAAAGAACAUUCCCGAAGGGACGCAUCAGUAUGAUCUAAUGAAACAUGCGGCGGCAACGCUAGGAUCUGGAAAUCUGAGGAAUGCUGUGGCUCUGCCCGAUGGCGAGGAUCUCAAUGAAUGGGUGGCUGUUAACACUGUGGACUUUUUCAAUCAGAUCAACAUGCUGUACGGAACGGUGACUGAAUUCUGUACAGAGGAGAAUUGUGGGGUAAUGUCUGCUGGUCCAAAGUAUGAGUACCACUGGGCAGAUGGGCAGACAGUGAAGAAGCCAAUAAAGUGCAGUGCCCCCAAGUAUAUAGAUUACCUAAUGACAUGGGUACAGGAUCAGCUGGAUGAUGAGACACUUUUCCCCUCGAAAAUUGGAGUACCAUUUCCAAAGAAUUUCCUGGCCAUUGCCAAGACGAUACUCAAACGACUGUUCCGCGUCUAUGCCCACAUCUACCAUCAGCAUUUUUCUGAAGUGGUAAGAUUGGGCGAAGAGGCUCACCUCAAUACAUCCUUCAAGCACUUCAUCUUCUUCGUGGAGGAAUUCAAGCUGAUCGACAGACGUGAACUGGCACCUCUGCAGGAACUCAUCGAUAAACUCACCGCAAAGGAUGGUAGCGGGAGGCAAAUGUAGGAGCUUUCUCAAUUUUAAGCAUAAUCCCCCAUCUCCUUCCUUCCCCGUAUUUAAGGUACAUUUAUAGAAUUACUUUUUAUUUUCUUUACCCUUUUAUAUAAUCCCUUUUAGGAGACUCCGUUAAUUUUAUUUAAAAAAAGAGAAGAAAGAAAAAAAAGGUUUUUUUUUUGGGUGAAAAGUGAUUUGUGUUUCUCAAUCAGACAAAAAACAGGGUAGCUAAAAUUAAGAAUGUUUGACGCAAUCAAAAAACAUGCAUAAUCGCUGUGCGUGAAUGAUUGGAUUUUAUAUUAUGGAGCAAUGAUGAGAGGAAUGAUAUUUUUGUACAUAAAAAAAAGAAAGAUGAAAAAAAACUCGGUAAUUUUGGCGAGAGAUCUUGCAUGGUGGAAUGUUCCAGGAUGAAUCCCAUCCAUAAUAUUUUGGCUCGUUCAGGAACACAAAGUUUCCUGGACUUUUCUUUUUUAGGAGGAUAGAAAUUUAGAAAAUUAAAUAAUUGGCGAUGGCAAAAUUUAUCAAUAAAGUGCACCAGUCACUUUUCGCCUGAUAUAAAGAUUUAUAUAAAAUCCAAAAGUAUAAAUCUGAAGCUUAAAGAUCAUGACAAGUUUAACUUCUUUUUAGUGAUUUAUCAAUUUAUAAAAGAAAAAAAAUAGCCAAAUCUCUUUGUCUCGCAAAUAGCCCCGUGAAAACGAGAGAAAUAUUUACGGAUUUAGUAUAGAAAAAACCUCAAUUGCGCCCCCAUCCAACCCAUGAAAAUCAAUAAAAAAAAACAAUUUGAAUGUCGUGAAAAUGUCGAAAAAUAGGAACCGUGUCGAGUCACAAGAGUGUUGCCUUAUCUUCAGAGAGAUUAACAAGAAAAGAGAUAUUGAGAAAAAUAAAAAUAAUAAAUAAUUUAUUGUCUCGAAUGGUAACAAUAUUUUUAAGCUAUAAAAAUAAAAAAAAAGAGAAAUAAAUAUCCGAAAUCGGAGAUAUUUUGAAAUACAUUUUCAACCAAGAUGAUAAAAAGAAAAAAAAUUAAAACAUUUUCAUAUAAAACAUUUAAUCAACGCGUAGAAUUUAGCAUUCGGAUUAUUCGAUGACUCGAUUUUUUCAUUGUAGAUGAUAUUUUGCGAAAUUGAUGUUAAUAAUUACAUAAAUAAAUAAAAAAGAAACUUCUUUCUCUCGCAAUCGUGGCGAUCCUUUGAAUAAGUUUUUUUUAUUGCUCCCUCCGGUUAGAUUUACAAUGAUUUUUUUCCUGUUACAAAUUACAACACACAAAUGUGAAUUUCUCGUUCAAGAUGCUUCAUUUUGAAACAGUAAGGACAAACUUCUAUUAGAUUUUUUUUGUGUAUACUUUAAAAUAAACUAUUUGCCUAAAAUAAAA
Messenger RNA from Phlebotomus papatasi, 2198 nucleotides. RefSeq names its product MOB kinase activator-like 1 (gene mats). Bases 176 to 841 code for a protein of 221 amino acids. Gene Ontology annotation, cellular component: nucleus; cytoplasm. The transcript has 3 exons. The record is from RefSeq and is a predicted model, not a curated record. Lineage: Eukaryota; Metazoa; Arthropoda; Insecta; Diptera; Psychodidae. Gene Ontology annotation, molecular function: protein kinase activator activity. Gene Ontology annotation, biological process: positive regulation of protein phosphorylation; hippo signaling.